CCCGCCCCUCGCCCGGCACCGUCGACAGGUGAGUGGUCCCUCGGGCACCUGCCUGCUGCUGGGACGACCCCGACAGAGUCCCCGCCCCGAUUAGGACUCCAACGCCUGGCCUCAGAAUUCGUGGUGAGGUCGUGGAAACCCUGGCCCCACCUCCAUCUUCACUUCGCUACCCUCACCCCUGCAAAUGAAAACCGUAAAACCCACAGGAGAGAUUUACAAAUAGUGCUUGAGCAUCAUGGAGCUUCUAGGUUCUACUUUAGCGGCAACUUAUGCCCACCCUAGACCAACACCAGCCAACUUCCUACCAGCCAUCAGUGCCAUGGCCUCAAGCUAUAGGGACUGCUUCCCCCACUGCAAUCUGACCCAUAGUCUGAGCCUGCCUUGGAGACCAAGCACGUACUACAAAGCAGCCUCCAACUCGCCAGCCUUGGACCCAUACUGCACCAGAUCUCAGAGGGUGUCCGAGAGCACCAUGCUUCCCUUUGUUUCCAACAGAACCACACUCUUCACCAGAUAUACUCCAGAUGAUUGGUACAGGUCCAACUUAACCAACUUUCAAGAAUCCAACACUUCCCGACACAAUUCAGAGAGACUAAGGGUAGAUACAUCUCGCUUGAUUCAAGACAAAUAUCAACAAAUGAGAAAAACCCAGGCAGACUCCACCCACAAUCUGGGAGAACGAGUCAACGACAUAGGAUUUUGGAAAUCUGAAAUCACUCAUGAGUUGGAUGCAAUAAUUGGAGAGACAAAUGAACUAACCGAUGUUAAGAAAAAACUGGAGAGGGCUUUGAUGGAGACAGAAGCCCCUCUUCAGGUAGCCCGGGAAUGUCUGUUUCAUCGAGAGAAGAGAAUGGGAAUCGAUCUAGUUCAUGAUGAAGUGGAAACAGAGUUGCUGACGGAGGUUGACAUUAUUCUGUGUUGUCAAGAAAGGAUGAAGCUGCAUUUGGACAAGGCCAUUGCCCAACUGGCAGCCAACAGAGCUUCCCAGCACGAGCUGGAGAAGGACCUGAGUGACAAGCAGGCGGCUUGCCGCAUCGACGAUAAAUGCCACCACCUGCGAAACACGUCGGACGGCGUCAGCUACUUCCGCGGAGUGGAGCGGGUGGAUGCCAUGGUCUCAGUGCCCGAGUCCUGGGCCAAAUUUACCCACGACAAUAUUCUUCGCUCCCAGAGCGAGCGAGCUGCCUCUGCGAAACUGAGAGAUGACAUCCGGAACCUCCUGGUGGUGACAGCCAACGAGAUGUGGAAUCAGUUCAACAAAGUGAACCUGGCUUUCACCAGCCGCGUUGCUGAGACCGCAGAUGCUAAAAAUAAGAUUCAGAUUCACCUCGCAAAGACCCUGCAGGAGAUUUUCCAGACGGAGAUGACCAUCGAAUCCAUCAAGAAAGCCAUCAAGGACAAGUCCGCCUUCCUGAAGGUGGCUCAGACCAGGCUGGAUGAGCGUACGCGGAGGCCCAACAUAGAGCUCUGCAGAGACAUGGCUCAGCUGCGCCUGGUUAACGAGGUGUACGAGGUGGACGACACCAUCCAGACCCUGCAGCAGCGCCUGAGGGACGCGGAGGACACCCUGCAGUCGCUGGUCCACACCAAGGCCACCCUGGAGCACGACCUGGCGGUCAAAGCCAACUCCCUGUACAUCGACCAGGAGAAGUGCAUGAGCAUGCGCAGGAGCUUCCCCAGCACCCGGCGGCUGGUGGGCUUCUGCUAGGGCCCCCUCCCCUGGACUAGGUGUGAUGCUCCCCAGUUCCCGACGAUUUACUAGGCCUCUGGGCCAGAGAAAAACAAUCGAUGUAAUAGACAAGGUAAGAACACUUAUUUGUAUUGCUCUUGUAUUCUCUGUGUAACAUGAAUGGGCUGGAAAGGAGCAAUGUAUUUUUUUCUGAGGCCGUGGAGGCAGGUAUCCCAGCAGGUGGGUUCUGAGAGAACGGGAGAGGCCUCUGGAAGGUAGUAGUCGGGGAUAGUUUGAGCAAAGUCGAAGGUGGAAAAAUAGAGAGUGCAUUUGGACAAUAGUAAGUAGACCAGUUUGGCUGUGAUUCAUAACGUAGGGUGUGUAUGAAGAAACAGGACGGCUGAGACCCCUGGAAAGUUGCGGGGGAGGACGGCUGAGACCCCUGGAAAGUUGCGGGGGGUGGGUUCAAGGGCAGGGGGAGUGAUGGACAGCUCUGUGCAGGGACAUGGCCUUGUGAAAGCAAUGACCGGGGAGGGAAAGUUUGAAUUGGAGAGAUGGCCGUGGAAACCCAAGAGGGGAGAAGCACAAAGCAUGUUACAACAAAUCAGCAGAACUCGCUAACCUCAUAGGCGAGUGAGCCCUGAGGGCCCAGGGUGACAAAAAGUUGCUGACUUUGGGUGGGCCGAAAAAUGGGACAUCGCUUACAUUCUAGGGGGUCCUGUCUUAUCUCAGGGGUUGCUUAUUUUUUUAAAAUAACUUUUUCUUUAUUACAAAUGAAAAACAUUUGCUGAUAUCUGUUUUGGAAAAUAGGGAAACGACACACCCAGAACUCCUUGUAAAUUACUUGCUAUCGCAGAACCCAGAAAUAAUCACUGAAGUUGGUCAGCAUUUUAUGGUAUAUGCUUUCAGUCCUUUUUCUGUGACAGUAUAUGUGUCUAUAAAAUAUAUUUACAUAUAUAGGUAAUAUGCAGUGUUUAUUUACACAUAUGUAUCAUAUGUGAUGCUUAUAUUUAAAUACAUAAUUAAUAACACUUGGGACCACACUUCUGAUUUGUAAUCUCCUUUUCCUUAUUCAUAUAUUAUACUAUAAAUGGGUUUCCAUGUCAUUCGCU
This is a messenger RNA of Delphinapterus leucas (beluga whale), 2781 nucleotides long. NCBI's taxonomy places the organism in Eukaryota, Metazoa, Chordata, Mammalia, Artiodactyla, Monodontidae. The record is from RefSeq and is a predicted model, not a curated record.